Juglans regia (Persian walnut) is the source of this 1126-nucleotide messenger RNA. RefSeq lists its product as uncharacterized. The record is from RefSeq and is a predicted model, not a curated record. The transcript has 3 exons. Gene Ontology annotation, biological process: protein complex oligomerization; protein folding; response to heat. Bases 134 to 943 code for a protein of 269 amino acids. Lineage: Eukaryota; Viridiplantae; Streptophyta; Magnoliopsida; Fagales; Juglandaceae.
UUUAAUCCUUGGCGAAAAAGCAAACUUGAUUUGCUCAUCAUUUUCGAAUAAAUAAGACUGCAUCUAAUAAUUACAUUACAAAGCAUCACCUCAUCAACAUUCAUCGUCUUUAACAAAGUUCAGCUUUUCAUCUAUGGCAAAUGUUAGAGAUACGAGGGGGUGUGGAGGGAGAACAAGCUCGCAAAACCCAGUAGUUGAAGAAUUUGUACCUUCUUCGCGUUGGAGGGAGGACCCAAGAACCCAUUCUCUCGUUGUUGAUCUGCCUGGUUUCAAGAAGGAUGAGCUUAAGCUUCAGGUUACUGGCUCUGGCGACUUGAUGAUCAGUGGAGAAAGGAAAGAACAUGAAGAAAAAAUUGUUUAUUUUAAGCAAACCUUUGAAGUGCCAAAAAAUACGGAAAUGGAUAAGACCACUGGAAAAUUCAUUGGUGAGAUUCUGUAUGUCACUGUCCCAAAGAAAGUGGUAGAAGAAAAGAGAACAGAUGAGAUUGUAGAAGGAAAUGCCAGUGGUUCCCAAAGAGAAGACGGGAAGAAGAGCAAGGGAAAUGCCAACCAUCUUCCUCAAGGAAAAACUGGUUUCAAGAAUGAUGAGGUUCAGUUUCAAAUUACUGGCUCUGGCAAUUUGAUGAUCAAUGGAGAAAGGAAAGUACAUGAAGACAAAAUUGUUUAUUUUGAGCAAACCUUUACAGUGCCAAAAAAUAUGGACAUGGAUAAGACCACUGGAAAAUUCAGUGGUGAGAUUCUCUUUGUCACUGUUCCAAAGCAAGUGGUAGAAGAAAAGAGAAAUGUAGGGUUUUCUGAAGAGAUCAGGGAGUAUUUGAAGAAUACAAAUUCGGAAAAUGUUGUGGAGAUGCUUAAAAGAAAUAAGGGAAUUUUUAUGACAGCCAUCUUGGCAUUUUCACUAGGGGUAUUGGUAACACGUAAGUCGGAAUCAACUGGAAACUGAUCGAGCAGGCUCUCGACCCUGUAUUUGCUUACAUAUACUAUCUGCCUUCAUCUCAUAUCAUACCUGAAAGCAGCUACAUUUCGUUAUAUGUACAGAAUAAAAAUGCUAUGUAAAAAUCCAAAUAAAUGAUAUCUAAUGCCCCGUACCCGGAGGGUUAGGGAGUUAGUUCCUAUUACCUGAAAA